Papaver somniferum (opium poppy) is the source of this 1689-nucleotide messenger RNA. RefSeq lists its product as uncharacterized. The coding region runs from base 1 to 1689 and encodes 562 amino acids. The record is from RefSeq and is a predicted model, not a curated record. The transcript has a single exon. NCBI's taxonomy places the organism in Eukaryota, Viridiplantae, Streptophyta, Magnoliopsida, Ranunculales, Papaveraceae.
AUGGUUGAUAGUGAGACUGUUAAUAAGUACACACAUUUUUUACCUUUUGAUUCUUGGCACAUUGUUCCUGCUGUGGGUAAAUCUGGUGGUAUGGCUUUGGGGUUUUUAAAAAAUUCAAGUUUAGAGGUUUUAGGCAGUACUUUUAAUAUGAUUCAUGUAGUAUGCGAUAUCACUCCAACCAUUAAGAAUUGUUUGGUCACUUUCAGAUAUGGAGCUUUAAAUACUUUAGGUAUUAGAAAUCAGUGGAACUACUUGAAACAUUUCAAUGAGUCGGACAAUAGGCCUUGGCUUUUAUUAGGUGACUUCAACUUUAUACUGAAUGUCUCAGAAAAACAGGGAGGAAUUCCUGAAAAUUCGUUAGCGUUUGAUUUUAUUAAGAACUCUCUUUUGAUGUUAAAUAUGCAUGAUGUUUUCUCUUUUGGAAAUCCGUUUACUUGGUGCAACAAAAGAUUCAAAAAUCCUUCCGAGCUUAUAUUUGAAAAACUGGAUAGGGGAUUUAUCAAUGAUAAUUGGGUUUCGCUGCUACCUCAAACUAGGGUUACGAAUCUAGGUAGAGUUUUCUCAGAUCAUUGCCCCAUCUUGCUGCAAUGUUUUCAUAGUACUGAUAAACUUGCUAUUCCUUUUAAGUACUUUAAAUGCUGGCAAGUUAUCCAUGAAUUCAAACAUGUUCUUGUUAAUUCUCGGAAAAAGGUAAUUAAAGGCUCUGCAAGUUUUAUUGUAGCUGGGAAGCUCAGAAAUCUAAAACAUGAUCUUAGUUUUUGGAAUUUGAACUCUUUUGGACACAUCAAAACAACAAUUAAUAGGUUGAAUUCAGAAAUUGAAAAACUGCAGAAUAUGGCUGAUACUCCCUCUAUAGGAAAUUUUAUUCUCAACUACUCUAAGCAGUUGGACUUUUGGUAUGAAAUAGAGAAUUCCUUCUAUAAACAAAAGUCGAGGAUUGACUACUUCACGCAGUAUGAUAAGAAUACCAAUUUUUUUAAUAAUAUUAAGUUAAGAAACAUGUACAACACCAUACAUAUGCUUAAAGAUAAUCAAGGUAAUUGGCUGGGAAAUAGAGAUCAAGUCCUUCACCUCCUUGCUGAUCAUUUAAAAAAAAUAUUUGCUUCUUCUAUGCCGAGAAACUCUGAUAUUGAUGAUGUGCUUAUGGAUAUCAAACCUAUCAUUUCUGAUGAGGUCAAUUCUAAGCUUGUUGCUAUACCUUCUGUGAAUGAGAUAUUUAGAACUGUUAAAAUAUGGCGCCUUGGAAAUCCCCCGGACCUGAUGGCUUUCCGGGUGGGUUCUUCAGGGAUAAUUGGGAUCACAUUUCAACUGAAGUUAUUAAUCACGUACACGGAUUUUUUUCGCAGCAAAUUUCUUCUUAAGCAGCUCAAUCAUUCUUUUAUCGCUUUAAUUCCUAAGGUAAGUAACCCCUCUACUCUGAAUGAUUUUCGACCUAUUAGCCUCAUUAAUACUGUUUACAAAAUAAUUUCAAAAAAUUUAACUAAUCGUUUAAAACCUGUUUUAGAUUCUUUAAUAUCUGCUUAUCAGUCUGCAUUUAUAGCUAAUAGGAAAAUACAUGAUAACAUCAUCAUUAGUCAUGAAAUUCUGCAUUCCUUUAAAACUAGAAAGAGGAAAAAUAACAAAGAUGGUUUCAUGACUAUUAAGUUAGAUUUAUCUAAAGCCUUUGAUAGGCAGGAUGGCCAUUCAUAA